This is a messenger RNA of Trypanosoma conorhini, 2184 nucleotides long. Its product is annotated as putative RNA-binding protein. The record is from RefSeq and is a predicted model, not a curated record. The coding region runs from base 1 to 2184 and encodes 727 amino acids. Gene Ontology annotation, molecular function: RNA binding. The transcript has a single exon. NCBI's taxonomy places the organism in Eukaryota, Euglenozoa, Kinetoplastea, Trypanosomatida, Trypanosomatidae.
AUGCCGCCGCUGCCGCCCGGCUUUAAAAUACCGCCGGGCAUGACCCCACCGUCUGCGCCGCCUAUGCCGCCCGGAAUGGUCUCCAUGCCCCCCAACCUGCGCGUGGGGGGACCGCCGGCGCCGGGACUGCAAACGGGGGGUGGUGGCGCUCCGCCGGCGCCGAUGCCACCCGUCGGCUAUGCCAUGCCGCCUGGUCGUUAUCCACAGCCACCUGCCCACCUGAUUCCUGGACCGCGCGGAGACGUGGAGCAAGGCUUUCAGAGCCACCCUCAGCAACACAUGAUGCCACCGGGUGUUGUGCGCAACCCAAAUGAGAUGUAUGCACCAAGAGACGACCGCCGCCCGAUGAUGCCGCCCGGUGCUGAUCCGCAUGCAUAUCCGCCAUCUUCCUACCCCCAGGGGCCGUAUGGAGGUGCUAUGGGGCACGGUGUUGGAGAUCAUCGCGGCGGACACUCUCACAGAGGCCGACGAGACGACGAACUGCGGGAGCCAACCAACACCGUCUGGGUGGGAAACCUGGAUUUACACGAGCAUAACGAAGAUACCUUGCGACGUGUAUUUUCGGAAUUUGGAAGGGUCAUACGUGUUGCGAGGGUGCCAGAUAAGAGUUAUUGUUUUGUACACUUCCGUUAUGUGGAGGAAGCUCGGAACGCUGUGGAGGCGCUCAGUGCACGAGGCUCUCUGGGACGAGCACGUUUUAACUAUGGUAAAAUGUUUGAGUACACACAGGAGGAGUUGGAGAUGCCCAGAGAAAGCAACAGUCAAAGGCCCUCUCGCCGAGGACGCGAAGAUGAUCGACACGAUAAUGAGGACAGGCGUCGACGACCCCGCCGUGACGAGGAGCGAAUGGAACCCACCAAUGUUUUGUGGUUGGGUGAUUUGCCUCAGACUGUCUCUAACGAAGAGUUAAAUGAGAACUUCAAGGUGUUUGGCAACAUCAAAACCAUUUCACGUUUGGAUAGUAGGAAUAUGGCGUUUAUUCAUUUUGAAACCAUUGAGGAAUGCACACAGGCGUUGGACUUAAUGCGAGACCAGCCUAUUGGUGGAGCACGGGUGGUAUUAAACUAUGGUCGGGCGCAGCGUAACCCGGCUCCUGCUGAUGCGGGUUUGACUCCAGACGGUAUUCCACUUAAUGAAACCCCCACUAAUGUGGUGUACCUUGGACAGUUAGCUUCUGAUGUGACGGAAGGAGACAUUGAAGAUUUAUUUGAACCCUUUGAGGGUUUUAUUAACUCUAAAUUUAUUCAGUCUAGCGGUAUUGCCUUUGGACAUUUUGAUAGUAUCGAGCACGCACGUGUGGCCCGCGUUGCAUUGAACAAUGCCCUCCUGAAGGGUGCCCCGCUGCGCAUUAGCUUCGGCAAGAGCAGCCAUUCCAUGACGAUGGCGGAUAGAAUGCGACGCGGGAAGCCGGCCCCGCUGGGUCACCAUGAUGACGCUGGCGACGCAAACGCGAUGGCGCCUCCGUUGCAUGGGCUUAGCGGUGCCACCGGGGCACUUGUGGCGGGCCCAGGGGUCCCCGCGGCGGAAGCCGGGGCGAUGGUGUCGCUGCCCGCCAUGGGGGUCAUGGUGGGGUCACAGGCGGCCCCGCCGCCACCGACCUUUUUCACGCGGGAGCGUCCCACGCCAGAGAUGACGCUGGACGCUCGACUACAAUCGCUUCUUGGCGCCACCUACAACAACUGCGGGGAGGCAGAAAAAGCAUUGAGCCCGAGUGUUAUUCAGGCCAUUUGCGACCUCGUUGACGGAUGCGUCGAUGAGCCGAGCGAGAAGAGGCUCGACGACACCAUUUUUCUCUACACGCCUCUCAAUUCUUCUCACGUGUUCGGUAUCUUGACGAAGCGCAUGCAUGAUUAUUUUAACGAUGAUCCGCACAAGAAGCUUCUCAUUCUGUACGCCGCCACUCGGGUCCUGCUUGGUGCAAAGACGGACUACCUCUUCUUCAGCAAGGCGGCCCUCAACGCCUACCUCAUGACGCUCUUCGUCGCAAGCGAGGGGCAGACCCCGGACGGGGUGGAGAUGCUCACUUCCAUCAUUGAAAACGUCCACAGAAACCCCUUCAUUGAGCGACAGAGACUGGACGCCGAUUUCAUUGAGGUCUUUCGGGAGCAACUGGAGGAGAUCCGGCGACGUGCGAAGGUGGAGCAGGACUUGGCCUCGCUGUUGACGAAGAGGAGGCGCAAGUGA